UGACAAAGCGCAGCAGUGUGCCGCGCUCCUCUCUUGGUGCGCACUGAUCACUGAGUAAAGCGUGUGAUGCCAAGUGAGACACAUCCACAGUCAAGGCGGACAGAUAAUCAAAAAGAAACUAACUACAGAUUUUUUUUUUUGUUUUGUUUUGUUUUUGAAAACCGAGGCAAGUCUCAAGUGUGAAGGACUAUGGGUGCAGAGUCCAGGCAUUUUCCAACAUUUGAGGCUAAGACAGAAAUUUACAGAAGGUCUGAAUCGAACUUUUUACAACAUUAGAGAUAAUACUAGGUAAAAGAACACAAAAAACAAAACAUGGAGCUUUGCGCGCGAAAUGAGACAUCUACGAGCCCAGAGUGCGUCGGAGCGCAGACGGAAGCGCUGCAGAACGGAGCCGGUAACGGCAGCUUGGACACAACAAACAUCACCUACGGAAACGUUUCCACACUCCUCAUACCUCAGCGUGCCAGGCAGAAAGAUGGGGACCACACACUGCGGAUCCUGCUCUACUCACUCAUCUUCUUCCUGAGUGUAAUUGGCAACCUGCUGAUCAUUGUGGUGCUGACCGUCAAUAAACGCAUGCGCACCGUGACCAACACCUUCCUGCUGUCGCUCGCUGUCAGUGACCUGAUGAUGGCCGUCUUCUGCAUGCCCUUCACCCUCAUCCCCAGCAUCCUCAAGGACUUCAUCUUUGGUGCUGCCAUGUGCAAGAUAGUGUCCUACCUCAUGGGCAUAUCAGUGAGCAUCUCAACUUUUAGCCUAGUUGCCAUAGCGAUUGAGCGCUACAGCGCUAUCUGUAACCCCCUGAAGUCACGGGUAUGGCAGACCAGGUCCCAUGCCUAUCGGGUGAUUGCUGCUACAUGGGUGCUGGCCUUCAUCAUCAUGAUCCCCUAUCCAAUCAUCAGUCACUUGGAGUCUUUUCAGCGUCCUGACAACACCACUGCUCACCAGUGUCGCCACAAGUGGCCCCUCGCAACGGCAGAGCAGGCCUGGUACAUUCUGCUACUGCUUGUGCUGUUUGCAAUCCCAGGGUUGGUGAUGAUUGUGGCCUAUGGACUUAUCUCCAGGGAACUUUAUAGAGGCAUUCACUUUGAGAUGGGCCAGAAAAAAGACUCUACUGGUGAGGCCAUGAUCACUACAUGUGACAAAGAUACUAAUAAUGUGAAGAAUGGACUGACCUCCACUGUGUCUGCUGGCAGUGACGAUGGAGAUGGUUGCUAUGUUAAUGUCGUCCAGCGGCCGCACUCGGUGGAGAUGUCCACCAUGGCUGCAUCAAGCAGGGCAGUCAAGGCAGAAAGACCACGCAGCAACACGUCUGAGGCCAAGCUGGAGGCCAAGAAGCGAGUGAUCCGCAUGCUGGUGGUCAUUGUUGUCCUGUUCUUUCUCUGCUGGAUGCCACUGUACUGUGCCAACACCUGGCGGGCUUUCGAUGACCUCUCUGCAAAACAUGCCCUCUCAGGUGCACCCAUCGCUUUUAUCCAUUUGUUGUGCUACACGUCCGCCUGCGUCAACCCAAUUAUUUACUGCUUCAUGAACACCCGUUUCCGAAAAGCUCUGCUUGCCACGUUCUCGUGCUGUGCUGCACCUUGCCACCGCCAUCGUCGCCGUGGGCUACGGGACAACGAGGAGGACGUUAUGGCAACGGGAGCGUCCAUGUCCAAGUUCAGCUACACUACAGUCAGCACCAUGGGAACCUGCUGAGGCAGAUGGAUGCAGGCACAAUCCAGAAGAAACUGUUUCUACGGCAACAUAGCACCCCACAUCCUUUGCCUGUAGGCCAAAUCUGUGCUCAUAGGGACAGUAAUGUGGAGUGGAAAAACAGGUUAUAUAGUGUAGCAUUAUAUAAGCUUCACCCAUGACUGUGAGUAAACUUACAUUACAUUACAUUAUUUAAUUGUAAAUACCUCCAUAGCUAUACUAAAAAAACACCAAAAGAAGCAUACAGUUAUCUCUUGUCACAGUGGACCAAGGCAUGCUCAGAGCGGGGCAUAUGUGAAAACUUAGAAGUCAUUAUGUAGCUUAAAAAAAGAUAGAAACUUGCUAUGUAAUUCUAAAAUUAUGUUUUAUAUUUUGCUGUCAGUUGUUUUUCCUUGUGAAUGAUGGUGAUGCAAUUGCCUUGUGGACUAAGUGCCUAGUUCUAAAUACUAUGUUAUAUUUGUCUACUGUUGAUUUGCCUCAUUCAUCACAGGCACCAUAAUAACAGACAAACUUUAACCUGAUGGGUUUGGAAGUGGAGUUUAAAGACUAAAAAAAAAAAAAAAAAACAAA
Messenger RNA from Dicentrarchus labrax (European seabass), 2265 nucleotides. RefSeq names its product cholecystokinin receptor (gene cckbrb). Gene Ontology annotation, cellular component: membrane. Lineage: Eukaryota; Metazoa; Chordata; Actinopteri; Moronidae. Bases 313 to 1698 code for a protein of 461 amino acids. Gene Ontology annotation, biological process: neuropeptide signaling pathway. The transcript has 5 exons. The record is from RefSeq and is a predicted model, not a curated record. Gene Ontology annotation, molecular function: gastrin receptor activity; neuropeptide receptor activity.